This is a messenger RNA of Penicillium canescens, 2586 nucleotides long. RefSeq lists its product as uncharacterized. The record is from RefSeq and is a predicted model, not a curated record. Lineage: Eukaryota; Fungi; Ascomycota; Eurotiomycetes; Eurotiales; Aspergillaceae. Gene Ontology annotation, biological process: carbohydrate metabolic process. The transcript is spliced from 2 exons. Bases 1 to 2586 code for a protein of 861 amino acids.
AUGCUGAUCUCUCGCUGUGGUAUUCAUGGUUUCCAUGAAGUCCUUGGAAUUGAUACUGAUGAGAUCCGCUUCUACUGGGCGAUCGAGAGCAACGAACGAGAUGCUGUUCAAGUCGCGUAUCGCAUUGUCGUGAUGACAGACGCCAAAUCUCUUGAUGCGGUCAACCACUUUUUCACAGCCUAUCCGCGGUCUCAUCUUUUGCCACCGUAUAGCAUGAACCAGACCUACAUGCCUCACACCAGUCUGAUUUUCAGAUCCUGGUUCGAGGACGAGGCAAAUCGCUGGAAGGCGGUUUGGAUUGGUGAUGGAGGCGACAAGCCGAUUUACCUCCGCAAAUCCUUUGAACUGGUGCGACGCCCGGCGAAGGCAAUUCUGUUCGCAUCUGGUCUUGGCCAUUUCAACAUGACUGUUAAUGGCCAGGCCGCUUCGGACCAUCGCCUCGAUCCUGGCUGGACCAACUACCACCGUCGAGUUCAAUUCACUUCUUAUGAUGUGACAGACCAGCUUGCUGCAGGCCAAAAUGCCCUGGGUGUUCAUCUGGGCAACGGUUUCUACGCCGGAGACAAGGGCGAGGAUCGUUUCUUCUGGCCGAUGUACGAGGACAACACGUAUGUUCGGUACGGGAAUGAACUUUGCUUCUUUGGCGAGUUGCAUCUUUUCGACGAGGAUGGAGAGCAUACUGUUCUGAUCUCGGAUGCGUCGUGGAAAGUCAGGAAGAGUGCCACCGCCUUGGCCAAUAUCUAUGCAUCUGAAACGCAUGACCGGCGCCUUUAUCCCUCAAGCUGGGAUUGUGCUGAAUUCAAUGACGCGGAAUGGGCGCCAGUAAAGCCUCUCACUGGACCCAGAGGUCAGAUUUAUUACCAGACUCAGCCUCCGGUUGUACUCCAUGAGACAUUUGAGCCGGUUAGAACAUACAGUCCCAAGAAAGGGACUGUCUGUUACGACCUCGGCCAGAAUGCAUCGACCAUGGUCAAAAUCGCAGUGGAAGGCCCGGCAGGUUCAGAAAUUAUUGUUCGAUACUCCGAGACUGUAGGAGAAGAUGGCACCGUUCUGAUGCCUGAUCCGCUAUUCAAGGAAUUUGAGACGGGUGUCUUCUCCCGAAUCUUCUUGGCUGGCACUGGGAAACCUGAGAUCUGGGAGCCAGACUUCAGCUUCACCAGUGCUAGGUACAUUCAGGUGGAUGGCGUAUCGUUGGACGCCGGUGAUCAAAUGCCAGUCAUUCAUUCCGCAGUUGGUCGUCACAUCUCAUCUGCCGCCAAGAAGCUCGGAACGAUGAAAACCGACAAAGAAGAUGUCAACUCAUUGCUCAACGCUCUCUACUGGUCAUUCGCUAGUAAUCUUUUCAGUUACCACACGGACUGCCCUCAGAUCGAGAAAUUCGGCUGGCUGGAAGUCACCCACCUGCUGGCUCCUGCCACACAAUACAUCCGCGAUAUGGAGUCAUUGUACACCAAGAUUCUUGAUGAUAUCCUGGAUACCCAGGAGCCCAGUGGCCUCGUGCCAACAAUGGCACCUGAGGUCCGCUAUAUGUGUGGUCCCCUGCACGAUACCAUCACCUGGGGCUGUGCCUUGUGUCUGCUUCCUGAUAUCCUGCGACAGUACUACGGAUCUACACAUGUGAUUCCAAAAGUGUACCCAGCUGCUGUCCGAUACAUGGAGUACAUGCAGACCAAAGAGCGCAAAGGUGGAUUGAUCGAGCACGGUCUUGGCGACUGGGGCCGAGGCAUUGCAUUCGGCAACAACCAAGCCAACAUUGAAACGGCCAUUUACUACCGCUGCCUCCAAUGCGUUGAGAUGAUGGCUCGCGAGCUCGGAAAACACGAAGAAGCCGAGAAAUUCACUCAAUGGGCUGCACGCGUCUAUGCCAUCUACAACCGCCACCUCCUGGUGACUGAUGACCCAUCUCGUCCCUACGCGUAUUACACCUCGCUUGACAACUACCCCGAGCGAGACCGUGAUGCCAUCGCACAAGCAAUGGCUCUUCAAUUUGGCCUUGUGCCUGCCGAGCACCACAAUGAUGUGAUGGCCGCAUUUCUGGACGAUGUAUCAGACGGCAAGAUCCGCGCUGGUGAAAUUGGCCUUCGUUUCCUCUUCAACACUCUGGCGGAUGCCAAGAGACCUGAUCUCGUGUUGCAAAUGGCUAGACAGGAAGAACAUCCAUCCUACAUGCGUUUCCUGCGCCGCGGUGAGACUACUUUGCUUGAAUUUUGGCAGGAUGAAUGCCGGAGUAAAUGUCAUGAUAUGCUGGGCACAAUCUAUGAGUGGUUCUACGCUGCUGUUCUAGGUCUGAAGCCUAUUUCGGAUGCAUAUCGCACUUUCGAGUUUAAUCCUCCUUAUAACUCUGAGUUUGAGCAUGUGAAGGGGUCUGUUGAUUGUCCUUAUGGAUUAAUUGAUAUUGAGUACACCCGCUCCGAGGCCUCUGUGACUUUGGAUCUUACUGUGCCCUUUGGAACGACAGCUACUGUUAAACUACCGGGUGAUAUGAAGAAAGUCGAGUAUGGUCAGAAGGAGGAAAAGAGAAUUCCCGUGGAAGGAGCGGACUUAACGCUUACCCAUGGAUCGUAUACUGUAAACAUUCAACUAUAG